This is a messenger RNA of Mobula hypostoma (lesser devil ray), 7751 nucleotides long. RefSeq names its product alpha-1,3-mannosyl-glycoprotein 4-beta-N-acetylglucosaminyltransferase C-like. The record is from RefSeq and is a predicted model, not a curated record. NCBI's taxonomy places the organism in Eukaryota, Metazoa, Chordata, Chondrichthyes, Myliobatiformes, Myliobatidae. Gene Ontology annotation, biological process: protein N-linked glycosylation. The coding region runs from base 450 to 1859 and encodes 469 amino acids. The transcript is spliced from 4 exons. Gene Ontology annotation, molecular function: acetylglucosaminyltransferase activity.
GUCUCAUAGCUGCUCGUUAUCUGUGCCUGUGGAAAUGGCCAUUACCCUCAGAUUUGUCCAGACCACUGCAGAUAUGUAUUCACAGUCUCUCAACUGGCUGCACGAAAGUAGGUAAGCUAAGUGGCUGAUCGGCAAGAGGCAGACUGGAUAGUCCACGUUCUGGGUUGAGACCAUUCAGCUUAACCACUGAGUCCCUCCAGCAGUUGAGUUUUGUUUUGCUCUUCUUCCAGCAUCUGCAAUCUCUCAUGUCUCCAAGUCUUGUCAGCUACCAGCAGAACCAGAGUGAGGGAGUCAUCCAGAAGAACUGCAUCCAAAAGAAGUUUGCUACAGGUCAUGGUUAUGGUAAUGAUGCUAACUUCUCUGAGGAUUGCUGUCUUGUUGUGGUGGAGAGGCUGAGCAAGACUAAAAGCAGCCCUGUCUCAUAAUCAACUUGGAAAGCUCCUGCUGCAAUGAGAUGCUACUGGAAGCGAUCUGUCACUACUCUUGGCCUCUCCCUGCUUCUUUGCCUCCUUGUGUAUCUUUAUAUAAAGGAGGAAGAGGGAAGUGCACUGGAAGAAGAAGAAAAGCGAUUGGCCAAAGAAAUAGCCGUGCAGCAGCUAUAUUCUGAGAGAAACGUGCAGAACUUCAGGGAGCUGAUAAAUUUUUCUUCGCCCAUUAACAUCACCUAUCAAUUUUUGGCAGGGUACCCUUUAUUAAAAAAGAAAUACAUUACAGUGGGAUUGUCUUCUGUCAAGCGAAAGAGAGGAAAUUACCUUCUUGAGACAUUGAAGUCCAUAUUCAAACAAUCGACUAAUGAAGAGCUCACUGAGAUGGUGGUGGUCGUCCAUUUGGCAGACUUUGACCUGGAGUGGAAUGCGCAGGUGGUUCAGGACAUCGCCACAAAAUUUGCCCACCAUAUAAUCUCAGGCCACUUGAUCAUUAUUCAUGCCCCAGAGGUAUACUACCCACCCCUAAAAGGCUUGAAAAGGAAUUAUAAUGAUCCAGCUGAUCGCGUGACUUUCAGGUCGAAACAAAAUGUAGACUAUGCUUUCUUGCUCAACUUUUGUGCAAAUUUAUCAGAUUAUUACAUAAUGCUAGAAGAUGAUGUUCAAUGUUCCCACUCUUUCUUAACUGCAAUUAAGAAGGUUCUUGCUUCAAAAGCGGGCUCCUACUGGGUAACACUGGAAUUUUCUAAGCUGGGUUACAUUGGAAAACUUUACCACUCAUCUGAUCUUCCAAGACUGGCCCAAUUUCUACUGAUGUUCUACCAAGAGAUGCCAUGUGACUGGUUAUUAACUCAUUUCAGAGGCCUUCUCACACAAAAAGAUGUCAUUCGUUUUAAGCCUUCCCUGUUUCAACACAUUGGCUAUUAUUCUUCUUUUAGGGGGACAGAGAAUAGAUUAAAGGAUGAUGACUUUGAAGAAGAUUUCUUUGAUGUCCCUGACAACCCACCAGCGGCAAUCUACACAAGCCUCAAAGUUUUUGAAAGCUAUGACCCCAGCAAAGCCUACAGUAAUAGCGAAGAGUACUUCUGGGGAAAAUCGCCCUCUACUGGAGAUUUCUUCACUAUUGUGUUUGUAAAGCCAAUGAACAUCAGUAGAAUCCAUGUAGCCACUGGCUCAGAAGAAAGGCAUGGCGAUAUUCUUCAUUCUGGGAUUGUUGAAGUUGGAAAGCAUCCAAAAAAGACACAAAAGGGGAAGGAUUGUUCAGAAUAUGUUAAAUUAAAAGAAUUUCAAAAUGGACUGUUUGAUCAAAAAGACAUAGGUGCCAUUGUGAACUUUAGUGUGGAAUGUGUGCGAAUAUAUAUUACAGACAGCCAAAAAGACUGGCUAAUUAUUCGCAGCAUUGGUAUCUGGGCAAAGCAAGCCACCUCUCUAUGACAAAGUACACUAUCAUUCUCUCCUCAGUGACCUGUAUUGAGUUGUCUUUCUGUGCAAGUAUCUCAUCAGUGAAUUUGCAGAGCUUGUCCGGCUGGGUAGUCCAACAGCCAUCCUCAGCGAUCUCUUAAACCGACCCCAGGUGUUCAGCAAUUGGUGGUUAGGGGAAAACCUCAUGAAGAUUCAGAAGACCUUCCUCUCAUCUUUGUCCAGGGAAUAUCGUGUUAGACAGCAUCAGUUCUGUAGUUCUGAAAAGAGCUAUAUAAUAAGUAAUUAAGCACUUUCCAGCUGUAUGUGAUCUUUCAAUGUACCAUCAAAAAUCACCUGCAAAUGGCAGGCUACCUGCAAGCUCACCAUUAUAACAGGCCGUUUGCUCAUUUCCCAGUUUAUUAUGCAGCACAAUUGCUAGUUUGAGAAAGUGUGAAAUUUUGUGUUCUGUGCUAAUGUAUCAGCCCAGAAUUAUGAAAUCAGGUUAAUCAGGACAUCAGAAUGUCAUGGUAUUCAUUGGACGGAUAUCUCCUGCUCUCCAUCUUUUACUCUGAAUAAUGUGAUGGGUUGUGAGAGGAAGUGACUGGGUCAAGUAGAUAAUGCCAGGAAGCAUGUCAAUUCAACUUCAAAGCUCACGUGAAAAUUUUACAAAGCUCUCCCCAAAAUACUGUGAGCAUCUGAUCACUUCUGAAUCAAAUAUUAAUAAGCACAAUGAUAAUCUGACAUAUAAAUAAAUUCAAAACAUCAUUUUUGAACAAAAGCAGUAACUGCCAUGUUCUGAUCAAAUGAAUGUUAGAUCACUGUGCCUAUCUUUUCAGAUGUAAGCCAUCAAGAGUUAAACUCUCUGUAAUCAUCGCCAAAAGGGAAGGUUUGAACAUUCUGAUACAAGUCAAGUUCAAGUUUAUUGUUAUUCAACCUCAUAGCUAAAUUAAACAUUGUUCUUCCUGGAGCCAGGGUAUAAGGUAAACACAGUACAUAUAGUCACCCACAGCACAUACACUCACAAAACAAAAUUAGCACAAGUCUCUGAGUAGCAUGGCCUCAAGAUUGGCAUUCCUACAGGUUCACAAUAUAAGGAAGGACAAUAAAGUGGCCGUUUGAGUGUCUUGUCACUUAUGUUAUCCUAAUAUGACUAGCCAUGGCUAGGAAUGUCCCCAACUCAGUAUCUGAGUCUUAAGGUAUAAAUGAUUGCUAGAGGCUAUUUGAGGGAGAAUGAAAUUAUUUUGUUCUUUAUGAAUGAUUUUACAAUUCCUCUUCAAAUGGUUCUGGGUGUGCUUUGCCUUACCUUAGGAAGAGGAGGAAAAAUGGCCUUUACAAUAGGUGUAAAUAUCUGAAAAAAAUUAUAUAUACUUGUAUAAGUAUUUGCACCAUGAUUCAAAGAAUGCCUUGAUGUUAUAUUCCAUAAAUUAUGUGAUCAUUGCUGUUUUCAAGAUAACUUUGAUCUUUAUCUUUAUGAAUAAGAUCUUUAUUCAUGAUAUCCUGUAAAUAAGGAAUUGUUUACUUGUGCUUUUUUAGUUAGAAGUGUGGUUCAAAUAUUUGGAUAUUAAAUGCAGCUAUGGUUCAUGAAUGUUAGAUAUUGCUGCAUUGUAUGACAGUUAACUUUUUCAAGAUGAAUCUCCUUAGUUUAGUUUUUUACUAUUCCAUGGAGAUGGAUUCAGAUUGGAUGCAUUCAGACCAUUGUAUCUGUCAAUCAAAUAUACAGUAGAUUUUGCUUUCAUUUUUGCUGCUAGUCAGAAAUACAAAAGGUGCUUCAGACAUGUGAAGUAUCCUGUAAGUGAAAGUGACUAGGAAGUGUCGAUCAUAUGACAAGAGAACGUCUGCAGAUGCAGAUGCUGGAAACCUGAGCAACACACACAAAAUGCUGCCUGGCCUGCUGAGUUCCUUCAGCAUUUUGUGUAUGAAGUGUUGAGGCCUGUUUGUUUGUACCCCGACAAGAAGGUACCAAGAUUAGCUCAUUAUCGUGGUAACCAAAGUGAUGGUUAUUUAAUUCCAUUAAAAACUUGAUUACAUCUGCUCAUGCAAACAUUAUCAGGUGUUCAAUUUCUCAGAUCAGAUUAUCCAGCAGUAGACUAUAACCAUGCAAAUGAUUAUUUAACAAUUGAUCUAUGUUACCAAACUAAAUUAGAUCACUUUUAUCUCACUUUUCUAAACUCUCCACUGCAGGGAAUGGGAUUUCCACAUAUCAUAUAUAUAUUAUAUAUGUUAUAGUCUAAAUAAGCUAACUCAUUGCUAUGAUUAGUUGACCCUUCAUGAUCGCCAUACUUUUCAAUGGCUUAAGAGACUGAAGGCAAAUUAGGCUGAUAGUAGUUUGUGUUGGCAGGCUGGUGGUGUAAUGGCAUCAGCGCUGGGCUUUAGAGCAAAGGCUCUGGAGUUCAAAUCCAGCCGGCUCCCUUGCACGCUUUCCAUCAUUGCUGGAUUGAGCGUUGAGCUAGCAACUCAGCCUCGUAAAAAUAAGAAAGCCUGCUGGAAAAAAAACGCCGUCAUGAUGGUGUCCCGAUGAGUCCACACGGAGUUAAGGGCUAAAGAAGAAGAAAAAUUAGUUUGUUUAGCCGUUCCGUGAUGAUAUCAGAUUUCAAAUAUCUUCAAAGUUACUUUUAAAGGAUCAUCCAGCACAGGAAUGGGGUCCCCUUUCAGCCCAUUUCAUCCAUGCCAACAGUGAUGUCUAUCUGUCCUAGAAAAAACUGCCAGGGAGCCAUGUAUGGGGAGCUAGUGAAGAUCUCAAGUGAUUUACAAAGGGAUUAUGCUCAGAGGAUUGAUGGUGUUUACACUCCAGGUUUCAAACCCAUUUUGUGAAGAAAUCUAAUUCCUAGGGUUCAUGUGGUCCCCUGCAGGGUGAAUUUUGCUUUAUUUGGUGUUCCAAUAGAUUGUGAAUUGUUGAGGUCUUAACUGACCUUAGACAAUAGUGUUUUCAAAGGUCAUGAAAAGAUCUGUUGAUUUACAUCACUAAGUGCAAAUUCAUAUUUUAAAUUUUGGGACUUUUACAUCCAUUUUGACAAUCUUAUUUUUCAAUUGAUUCAUAUGAGUAGUUCCAUGUAAAUCCUUGGCCUUGGCCCUGAGUUAUUUUUGCUGUCCUGAAGUUUGCACUUCAUUUGCUUUAUAAACUCAUAUUCAUGAUUCCCAAAUGACAGGCACAUUGUUAAAGGUCUGUAAUUCGCAGGUAGUUAUUUAAACAAAAUUGGCUGGAAAAUACUGCUUUGAUAUUUGAAGGUGGGUGAAGGAUGAGAAGAAAAUAAAUGCUUUAUAAAAUUUAUAGAUUGGAUUGAUUGGCCUAGAAAUCCAUCCUUCCUCAGUAACACUCGUAGUGUUAAAUGUCGUAAAUACUGUUAUAGUCUGCCCCAGAUUCUUUCCAUUCACUGGUGAGCAUAUAUAUAAAUAAAAUAGAGCUGGGGUGCCUAAGACUUUUGUACAGUACUGUAUUCCUCAAUGUGGAGAGGAGAACAAGUCUGUGAAUCUGGCAGGAGCGAAGGAUGUUGGGAAUGGCGAGGGUGGAGAGGUGCAGAGAAGGGUUGCCAGGGGUGGGCAUGCCCAGCCCUGAGGCAUCAGGCAAGGUCUUUUGAUUCCAAACGAUUGGUUUAUUUCAUCACAGAAUGUUUCUCUGAUGCUUUCCUCUCCUUUCCACUUUUCCCAACCAUGAUUUGCCUCUCCCUGCAUCCUUCCCACUCUCCGUCCACAAUAAAAAACCAUAUCAGAAUCAGAUUUAUCACCACUCACGUAUGGCAUGAUUUUUUCCUCUGACAACAAUACGGUGCAAUACAUAAAAUUACCACAGUGCUGUGCAUAAGUUUUAGGCACCCUAGCUAUAUACAUGCAUCACAAAGUACUGUAUGUUUGCAGUAUUUCAACCAACAGACUAGUCACCACCUGUGGUUAAUCGUUCAUCUCCAAUCAGUGUUCUGCCCUUCCACAAUGUGUUUCUGCCUUAGUGUGCUGAAGGUACCAGGAAGACUUGCACCUCUCUAUUUUGGCUAAUAAUGGGUCUGGUCAUUUGGAAUCACUUCGAACAUUGUUCCAUUAGUCUUUUUCAUCACAGCUUUUGACACUUUCCAGUCGUAUUGUAUAAAAGAUGAAUAUUGACAAAAGAUCAAGAAAGUGUACAAAUGGCUUUUGUUAAAAUAAUGCCUUAAGCCUUUAAUGUUUGGAGAUGAUCACUUCCUAUGUCAAGUAGCUUUAGAGUGGCAAUUUCAUACUAACACUGCCAUUUGAUUCCAUUGUUUGUGUCUUAUCCUGUGAAGUUCAUUACAGACGUCUUAUGAAGUCUAGCCUUAAUCCAAAAACCACAACAGCCUUAAUCACUGCUAGAACCCAGCAGCAGUAGACUCAAUGUUGUCAUCAACAAUUAUUUCACAUUUUUUGAAAAGCAAAGUGAACUCUUACUAUGACAAUACCUGCAAAACAGAUUAUAGUAUGUGGAAUCCAAGGUUUCCACUUCAGGCAGCUAGGAGAUGGUUAGAAUCAGGGUGGUCAGAAUAAAUGCAAAAUUAAAUUGUAUAUGGGGGUUCCCUACUGGCGUCCAGAGGCCCCUCGGUUAAUGGUAAAAUUCCAUGUCAUAACAAGGUCGGGAACCACAGGGUUAGAGUUAUUUUGUAGGAAUUAAGUUGAAGAACUGGAUAACAUGUUGGCAGGUGUCUAGGGCUUUGAAGCUCUGUCAUUUAUCAUACUCAGUGGAGAUACUAAGCAUGAAAGUUGUUUCUUGUAGCUUGCCCUGCAUGUUCUCAAGAUAACUAUAAGCUCCAGAGGAACAUUGAUUUUUUUUUUCGUUUGGUCACACAUCUCUCAAGUUUAAUAGUGAAGAGCACAGUGAAUUUUAAAUUAAUUUGCUUUGAGAAAUCAAUCUUGAUGCACGUUCUGUAGUACCAUUGUGUUAAUAUUUCUUCAAACAUGAUUGAGCAGCUAUGGUCAGGUUAAUUCUGGCAAAUCUGCACCAUAGAAUCACAUCGUUCAUAUCAAAAUAAACUGUUGACUUAUCAGAGCUUUUCUUUCUGUAAACAGGUAGCAGUGACUGCUGCAUUACAAUCUAAUUCAUGACAAUAAAUCUACUUCAAUGGACCUGCAUGGAGCUAAGUCCCAUGUAGCUCUGGACUGCCUUGUUUAGUGAAUCAGUUGAUACCUUCCUGAAAGUCACACAAAAUAUGACACUGGCUUCCUACGUGUGUUCAAUACUGUUUUAAAAUGCAGAGGUGACAAUCAUAAUUGAUGUAAAUUAUUAUCAUUUCACUUUCUUAUAGAACAUUUUCUUUUCACAGGGCCAAUAAUGUAUGUUGGGUUUAAUACAGCAAACCUGGUUUUGAAUUUGAAAACAAGGAGCCAGAAUAUCUAUCAGGAUAGGAUCAGCAGGGAAAAGAUGAUUUUCAGAUUUCUCCUUUCAAAAUCCUCCUGAGUUUGCCAGUUUUUGAAUUUUACCGUCCUGGCAGAGUCACUGUAUAUUUUCAACAGUGGAGAUGUUCUUUAAACUAUGGUUUGAUAUGUCACUCCUAACACAACUCCAGCUCUUCAUUAACCCUCAAGUGGCCAUCACAGUUUGCACCGUAAAAUAAAAAUGGAAUGAUACAAACUAGGCUUUUGUAAACAGGAUAUACAACUGAAGCACAGAGUGUAUUGUUUCAUUGGAUUCAUUCUAAACCCUUUAUUGUGAGAUAUUGGGAAAUUAUUCUAUUGAGGUUAUUAUGCACUGUUCUUGGGAGAUCUAUUCUGCCACCGUUGCACUGUUGCUAUGUUCUUCCAUAGAUGAGCACAAUUAGUAAAUGUAAUUGUUCAAAUCCUCUAAGAUUGUUCAUCAAUUUUUGUUCGUUUUAUUUUGAUUUUAUUGUCUCCAUUAUUCUGAAUAGAUUUUUACAAAUGCACUUUAAGACUAGUGCUUUCAUUUCAGUUAUCCUGUAAAGAAUUUCUUUUUAUGUAGAAGACUGCAAA